ACGCAGCGGCUCCGGGAGAGACCUCCAAUGGGUUCCGCGCACUCUCUCCGCGUGCCGCUGCGCUAAAGGUGCGCGAGGCCAGCGCGCACGUGCCGCCACAGCCGAGCCCGUCGACGCGGAGCCCUUCACAUGUUAGAGGCAACUCUCCCACACCUGCUGCCGGUUCGGUCCGUAUCCUGCUGCGUCCCGUGAAGACUCCGCGGGGCGCGCGUCCGCCGCGCGCCGCCAUGCGCGCGCUCCCGCCGGCGUGGCUGUGCCUGGUGCUGCUGCCGCUCGGGAUCCAGUCCCUGGUUGUGACCCACAGACACAGCUGGAAGAACCCGAAGCCUCCUCCCACCAGCGUCCUGCCCGCUGCCUCUCAUCACCCGGCGUCUGCUGACGACUCCAUCGCUCAGGGAGACGGAGCGAUGCCCCGGGGGGCGGCGCCGGUGCCGUCCGACCCCCCGCGGGGCCGGCGGCGCGGGCCGCGGGGUCGUCGCCAUGCCAACGGCGGCGUCGGCAGGGGCCACGGCCGCCUGAUGAGGGUGGGCUGCGUCCUGGGCACCUGUCAGGUUCAGAACCUCAGCCAUCGUCUCUACCAGCUGAUUGGACAGAGCGGGAGAGAGAACUCCUCCCCCAUGAACCCUCGGAGCCCCCACAGCUACGGCUAGAGGCCGCACACACAAAUCCAGCCUGGCGCCGCGCGGUGUGGGAGGCAUCAGUCUGCUUUAUUCCAGCUGGGCUUGGGCUGUAAAUCGUCAGUGCAUCAGCAGCGUUAUGGUUUCAGUAGGUGGAUGAAUGAGUUACAGACUAACACCAACAUUUCAGCUUUACUUCAUCAAGUUGGGACACGCAGGACUUCCAGCGCGCGGCGUCGGCGUCAUCGGCCAGUACCACCAGUUACGUCGGCGCUGGCCCAAACCCAGAGGAAGCGCCAGUCGAAGCCCGUUCACCUGAGGGCCCACGACUACAUAGAGACGCAUGGAAGCACUUUAAACUUCUUUAUAUUCUGUAUGACUUGAAUAUUAAAAAUGUGUUAUUUAACUUUUAACCCUUUAACUCUGUGUCUCUCAAUGUACUGUAUUGAUCAGUGCAACUAAUAUGAUCAUAACUUCACAAAUCUGGACGAGGCCUCUUGUGUUUUU
Molecule: messenger RNA, 1124 nt
Organism: Betta splendens (Siamese fighting fish)
Lineage: Eukaryota; Metazoa; Chordata; Actinopteri; Anabantiformes; Osphronemidae
Gene: adm2b
Product: adrenomedullin 2b
Exons: 2
Coding region: 228-650 (140 amino acids)
Biological process (GO): positive regulation of heart rate; adenylate cyclase-activating G protein-coupled receptor signaling pathway; regulation of systemic arterial blood pressure
Cellular component (GO): extracellular region
Molecular function (GO): hormone activity
Source: RefSeq, a predicted model, not a curated record